GAAUAGGAACUUAGCCUACAAAACGUGACAAAAAUUAUUUCUCUAAUGCCAAGUUGACAUUUGAUUUUCUUAUGGCAUACUUCGAUUGCAAUUUGCAACUUGGUUUCCUGUAUAAAUUUAUGGCGAAUGAACUACUAAUCCUAAAGAAGCUAGCGGCACGUUCUAUCCUAAAGAAGACACUAACAAUGGGAAUCUGCAGAAAUAUGGGUACCCAACCAAGGGUACAAAGAAGGCUAGGAGGAAACAGAGCUACACUUUUUGUAUAUGCUAUGGAAGGGCUAGAGAACAUGGCUUUUGUUGCCAAUGCUGUGAGCCUAGUAACUUACUUCUUUGGGUACAUGAACUUCAGCUUAACAAAAUCUGCCACAACCCUGACCAACUUUAUGGGAACUGCAUUUUUACUGGCACUGGUUGGUGGAUUAAUCAGUGACACAUAUCUUUCUAGGUUCAAGACUUGUGUUCUGUUUGCCUGCAUGGAAUUGCUGGGAUAUGGUAUCCUCACAGUUCAAGCACGCUUCCACCAAUUAAGACCCAUCCCCUGCAAAGAUCUAGCAACAACCCAAAUGAGUCAAUGUGAGGCUGCUACAGGUGGCCAUGCUGCAAUACUUUAUACUGGCCUCUACCUUGUUGCUUUAGGAACCGGUGGUAUUAAGGCAGCUUUACCAGCCUUAGGGGCUGAUCAAUUUGAUGAAAAAGAUCCCAAGGAGGCAACUCAACUUUCAAGCUUUUUCAACUGGUUCUUGUUCAGCCUUACCAUAGGAGCAAUUAUUGGUGUUACUUUCAUUGUUUGGAUUGGUGUCAACCUGGGAUGGGAUUGGAGCUUUAUUGUAUGCACAUUAACAAUUCUAUUCGCAAUUGUGUUCAUAUGCAUGGGCAACUCGUUGUACCGAAACAAUGUCCCAAAGGGAAGCCCUCUAGUUCGAAUCAUUCAGGUGUUUGUGGCAGCCUUUAGAAACAGAAAACUUCUGAUUCCAGAUAAUACAGACGAGCUGCAUGAGAUUCAUGAAAAGCAAGGAGGAGACUAUUAUGAAAUUAUUAAAAGCACGGAUCAAUUCAGAUUCUUGGACCGGGCAGCAAUUGCUAGAAGCAGCACAGGUGCAAGAACAACCUCAGGCCCCUGGAGACUUUGCACAGUGACACAAGUGGAAGAAACAAAAAUCUUAGUCCGCAUGCUACCAAUAAUACUCAGCACCAUAUUUAUGAACACUUGUUUGGCUCAACUUCAGACUUUCACUAUACAACAAAGCACCACCAUGGACACCAACCUAGGGGGGUUUAAAGUGCCAGGACCCUCUGUACCAGUCAUCCCUUUGCUGUUCAUGUUUGUCCUAAUCCCUUUAUACGACCGUGUUUUCGUCCCGCUUGCUCGAAGAAUCACAGGGAUUCCCACCGGAAUUCGACACCUUCAGAGGAUUGGAAUUGGUUUGGUUUUGUCUGCUGUUUCCAUGGCAGUGGCUGGUUUUGUGGAAACACGCCGCAAGUCUGUGGCCAUACAACACAACAUGGUGGAUAGCACUGAGCCUUUGCCAAUAAGUGUGUUCUGGCUGGGUUUCCAAUAUGCUAUUUUUGGAGCUGCAGACAUGUUUACCCUGAUAGGGCUUUUGGAGUUUUUCUAUGCAGAAAGUUCAGCAGGAAUGAAGUCACUUGGCACUGCAAUCUCGUGGAGUUCCGUUGCAUUCGGUUACUUUACAAGCACGGUGGUCGUUGAGGUGGUUAACAAAGUGAGUGGAGGCUGGCUGGCUAGUAACAACUUGAAUAGAGACAACCUCAACUACUUCUACUGGUUAUUGUCUGUGUUAAGCGUUGUAAACUUUGGAUUCUAUUUGGUUUGUGCUUCUUGGUAUAGAUACAAAACGGUGGAAAACGAGCAAGGUGAUUCAAAAGAUAAUGUUGACAUGGCCAAGGUUUAGAUUAUUAGGCCUGCAAGAUGUUCAGUGUAAUUUUUAUGUUUCUGUUCGAGUAUCUCUGUUAUAAAUAUUAGGCCUGCUAGCAAAUCCUGCAUAAAUAGCUGCUGUAAAACUGUGAAAGUGAAACAACCAAGGAAAAUUGCAGAACAGUUCUUGGUCAAAAGCAACUUAUCAAGCUCGAUCGGCAGAUGAACCAAAUGCAAUGCUUGGAUAUAAAUAUAAUGGCAAGUUUAUUUCUGAAACAUACACUAGAGGUUGGCCAAGAAACAGAUAUCAUUGAUAUGCUUGUUUACCGCCACUGGAAUGUAAUUGAACUCUUUUAAUGAUGUAUUAGUAUAAAUAUUUACAUUAAUCAAAAUCAUGAAUAGAAUUUAAA
Glycine soja is the source of this 2283-nucleotide messenger RNA. Its product is annotated as protein NRT1/ PTR FAMILY 4.5-like. Gene Ontology annotation, molecular function: transmembrane transporter activity. NCBI's taxonomy places the organism in Eukaryota, Viridiplantae, Streptophyta, Magnoliopsida, Fabales, Fabaceae. Gene Ontology annotation, biological process: transmembrane transport. Gene Ontology annotation, cellular component: membrane. The transcript has 6 exons. The coding region runs from base 72 to 1910 and encodes 612 amino acids. The record is from RefSeq and is a predicted model, not a curated record.